Molecule: messenger RNA, 568 nt
Organism: Meloidogyne enterolobii
Lineage: Eukaryota; Metazoa; Nematoda; Chromadorea; Rhabditida; Meloidogynidae
Source: the annotation of a GenBank genome assembly
AAUGUCAGAAAUUAGAGCUAAAAAAUCUGGUUUGGCUGCGGAGGCGCAACAAAAAGUUCAUGGCAAAUUUGAUUCUCGAUUUGCUCAACAAAUUUUUGGAUGGAUUUCUAAUGUUACUGGUGAGACGUUGCCAACAACUGGAGAUAUUAAUGAAUUUAUUUCAACUUUGAAAGAUGGAGUUCUGCUUUGCAAACUUGCAAAUACGCUAUCACCUAAUUCAAUUAAGAAGGUCAACACCAGCACUUUGGCAUUCAAACAAAUGGAAAAUAUCUCGUUCUUUUUGUCGUUUGUAGGGAAUUAUGUCGGCAAAAACGAGCUUUUCCAGACGGUUGAUUUAUAUGAGGGACAAGACCCAAACUCCGUUCUUGUUUGUUUGGCAGCGUUGGCACGUAAAUCUGAGAAAGUUUUUGGAAAGCCCGGACUUGGCCCAAAGGAAGCUGAGGGCGAAAAAAGACAAUGGACUCCACAUCAACUUAAAGCUGGUGAAACAAUUAUUGGACUUCAAGCUGGGUCGAACAAGGGAGCUACUCAAAGUGGAAUGAUUAUGGGCAACACUCGACAUAUGUAA